UCGGCACAUUCCGGAGCCGGUCGGCAAUACUCGUCAUCUCCCCUUUCACUGCAGCUCCUUCGCCGAGCGGACUGGCCCGCUGCUCUCAUCCGAGUCUUCAGCGCAGCCUUUCGGAUCUAUUAAACGACCAGCGCCGGUUCUCCGGAAGCCUCCAGCUCCAGCACAAAUGCAAGCUAUCAAAUGCGUCGUGGUCGGCGACGGGGCUGUGGGUAAGACCUGUCUGCUGAUUAGCUACACCACCAAUGCGUUCCCUGGUGAAUACAUCCCCACCGUCUUUGACAACUACUCUGCCAAUGUUAUGGUGGAUGGGAAACCAGUCAAUCUGGGCCUUUGGGAUACAGCCGGACAGGAGGACUACGAUAGGCUCAGACCACUAUCUUACCCACAGACGCAGUUCCGUACACACACACACACACACACACAAUGUUGCACUCAACUGGCCAUCUCUCUGGUUCUCUCCCAGGAUGUGUUCUUGAUAUGCUUCUCCCUGGUCAGUCCGGCCUCCUUUGAGAACGUCCGAGCUAAGUGGUACCCUGAAGUGAGACACCAUUGCCCCAACACACCCAUCAUUCUGGUGGGCACCAAGCUGGACCUGCGAGAUGACAAGGACACCAUUGAGAGGCUGCGGGACAAGAAGCUCUCCCCCAUUACCUACCCGCAGGGUCUGGCCAUGGCAAGAGAGAUCGGCGCCGUGAAGUACCUGGAGUGUUCGGCGCUGACCCAGCGAGGCCUGAAGACGGUGUUCGACGAAGCCAUUCGAGCUGUGCUCUGCCCCCCGCCCGUGAAGAAGAGGGGGAAGAGGUGCACCGUGUUCUGAGAUGAAGACACUACUGAAAACAUGUCACCGUCGACAACAACCGCUCCAUCGCUGACAGGAUGGGGGGUGGGGGUGGGGGGGGACUGGGUUGAGUUAGUGUGCACUGCUGAGAUUGCUUCCUUUAUAUUGAUGUUUUUUUAACGCAAUAUUGGUACCAGGAUCAAUAUUUUUUCUCUGAUUGUUUUAACAUUGCUGAAUACGGUCAAAGACAUUGACUGUACACCUGCUUUGUACUUUGUACUCAUAGAACCACACCGAGUUCCCAUGAGGGCUGAUUUUGGUUUCUAUUGCUCGUCUUUUGCAGCUUGGUCCUGUCUUUCUCAGUCAUGCUUGCUUUUUGAGUGAAUGCGGUGUUGACUUGCUAGAGAGUGAACGCUGAGGAAGUCUUAAGGUCAGAUUAAUCCUACUUUGUAGAUUAGAUUUAUUACACACAUUUCAUCUGAAGACACAAAUGACUUGAAUGAGAAUGAAUUUGGUUCCCAAAAAUUAAGAAUCAAAAAGCUACGCAGUAUAUACGAUCAACGAAAAAAGAAAAAAUAUGAUGUUUUAAUUCAAUAUAUUUGUCAGGACAUCACUCCGGGAAUUAAUGUAAACAAUAACAUCAAUUUCAUUUAUUUAAGGAAAAUUCUGGUUCAUUAUACACCCAAAAUAUGAAGAAAAAACAUUUCAUAGACAAUAAUAAUAAUUUAGGCUGCACGGUGGUCGAGUGGUUAGCGCGCAAACCUCGCAGCUAGGAGACUACGGUUCAAUUCCACCCUCGGCCAUCUCUGUGUAGAGUUUGCAUGUUCUCUCCAUGCAUGCAUGAGUUUUCUCCAUGCUAGGUUUAUUAGCAACUCCAAAUUGUCCAUAGGUAUGAAUGUGAGUGUGAAUGGUUGUUUGUCUAUAUGUGCCCUGUGAUUGGCUGGCCACCAGUCCAGGGUGUACCCCGCCUCUCGCCCGAAAACAGCUGGGAUAGGCUCCAGCACCCUCGUGACCCUUGUGGGGAUAAGCGGUAGAAAAUGAAUGAAUAUUCAUUUUGACUUUAUUAUUGUAAAAUGAGGCUGCACGGCGGUCGAGUGGUUAGCGCAUAGAGCAAGGAGCUAGGAGUCGAGGGUUCAAUUCCACCCUCGGCCAUCUCUGUGUGGAGUUUGCAUGUUCUCCCCGUGCAUGUGUGAGUUUUCUCCGGGUACUCCGGUUUCCUCCCACAUUCCAAAAACAUGCUAGGUUAAUUGGCGACUCCAAAUUGUCCAUAGGUAUGAAUGUGAGUGUGAAUGGUUGUUUGUCUAUAUGUGCCCUGUGAUUGGCUGGCCACCAGUCCAGGGUGUACCCCGCCUCUCGCCCCAAGACAGCUGGGAUAGGCUCCAGCACCCUUGUGACCCUUGUGGGGAUAAGCGGUAGAAAUAGGCGUGGUCCAUUGCAGUUGACAGGUUUACAUCGCCCCCCUGCUGAAAUAGACUUAGUUCAACAGAUAUGGUCAAAACUGUAUAACGAACCAGCACUUUCCUUAAAGAGACUAAAGACUGCAUUAAAAAUGCAGUUUCAAAUCCUGGAGUCCUCCUCCAGACCUGGUCUCAUCUGGACCAACUUUAAGGUCCACUUUACAAAAGUUUUACAAAAGUUUUGUUAGUAUUUCCGGAGGGGGCCAGGGGGUCCAUCUUGAACUGUGAAAAUGUCAUGUGACAGACGAGACUAGCAUGCCAGACUUGGGGCCCCCCCAACUUUGCUGGAGGAGUUUGCAUGAGUCUUAUAAUAUUCUGUCAUUGUUUUAGUGUCGUCCAUGUGUGUGUGUGUGUGUGUGCGUGGAGAGGGGGGGGGCAUUGUUUAAUAGUUUGGAGAAACAGCAUUAAAAACAGUAUUAUUUGAAGUUUUUAGUGUCAGGUUUUUGGUACUAUUUCAUAUGAUACUGCAGUAAUACACACGACUGUCAACAUGAAUGGAGUUCAAACGACACCUAGUGAUGCACAAAAUAAUUCAUAGGAACGGAAUGCUUUACGAAUACUUUCAUGUACCUGAUUAUGUACUUAUUAUUACUCUGAAAUGAUGCAAAGUGAUUCAUGUUGAAGUUAGAAGUGUUGCUGAUGUUAAAAAAAAAAAAACAAGUUAAAGGGGCUGAUUUUAAUGUUGCCGUUUAUGAAAUAAAUGCAUUUCUGUAUGGUUGCAGGGCUUCAGUGUAUCUUUCUCUCCCUGGUGGCCUGACGCUUAUUUAGGUUGGCAUAGCAUACAUGGUGUGUAGCCAGGACUAGCCAGGACAAACGCAACACCGUUCCUUAAUCUACUGCAUGGAAAUGAUCUGGUUGUUUGAACACUGUAAUUCUUAGAUGAGUUUCCAAUGCAUCGGCCAUGGAUGUAUGUAAUGUAAGAUGACUUGUAUACUUGUUCCAAUUGUAUCUGGUUUUGUUUUUUGUUUUUUUUUUUUAAAUUCACAUGUGUGGUUUCAUGUUUUGGAAUACUAAAUACAAAUGUAUAUGUAUACAUAUGACUUUUUGUCUUUGUUUAUUCGUCACAUGACGGAACAAUAUGAAGCAUCUGGAAUAAAGGAAGUUCAUACAAAUAGCGUGCUCGAGGAAUUCAACUAUUCAUUUUCAACUAAAGGAAUCUUGUUAACUCAGAUUCAAAUGGGAAUUUCAAGGAAAACUGAACACAUUUCUCUUUUCUGUGCUUUCUAAAGAUAUAAAAAGAGAUAAAAAUAG
Messenger RNA from Doryrhamphus excisus (bluestripe pipefish), 3486 nucleotides. Lineage: Eukaryota; Metazoa; Chordata; Actinopteri; Syngnathiformes; Syngnathidae. The record is from RefSeq and is a predicted model, not a curated record.